This is a messenger RNA of Astrephomene gubernaculifera, 3986 nucleotides long. Lineage: Eukaryota; Viridiplantae; Chlorophyta; Chlorophyceae; Chlamydomonadales; Astrephomenaceae. The record is from the annotation of a GenBank genome assembly.
GGGACUCGCUGGUUCCCUGGCAGCUCCAUGGUCACGUCGUGCUAAGAAUAUUACGCAAACAACCACUGUGACUAUAGUUGAAUAUGGCCUUGUAAUUUUAGUGGCUAUACUGCGAAAAUGGUUACACUUCGAGAGUGGGCAUCGAAAUUGGCCUGUGGAUGCUUUUCGAAAGAAGGGACUUCUGGCCAGGACAACUUCGCUCAGCAACAACCAGCGGGUGUGCGCCAAGGAUGGACUCAGGGUGCACCUCCCGUUACCGGCACAGGAAGACCCUCCACAAAUGCGUCGCAGCCAGCUGCAACGCCACAGGCACCUGGCGUCGCUCUUGCCCCGUUAAACACGCGGGAUCCAGAAACAAUCACGUUAGGGCCAUCCAUGUCCUCAGCCCCUCCACCGGCAGCCCCCUUGACGUCCAGCUGGCCCAACCAUCCUAAUUAUAUUGCACCUGACUCUCGCGAGUCGCCGUCGGCCACCAGAGCAGAUGGUAACACUUCUGAUCCUGCUGCUCGAAGUCGUCCUGUCAGCGCAUCCGGUGGCCGUUCCCCUGGCAUUGAGUCAUACAACUCAUCACCCCGUGACGGGCCGGCUCCUCCUGCUGACAAGCCGGCGCCCUCUGGAGGCUCAAGCACAUCACCAGCAUCACCAGCAUCCCCAGCUGCUCCGCCACCAUUGGCUCCAUCGCCAAGUGCCCGCAGGGCAUGGCCGAUCGGGAAGCUUCCGCCCCUACAACAUUCGGACACGCCGCAGCAGGAGCAGCCCUCUCUUUCCAGAAAUGAGACCCGGCCCACUGCCGAACUCACAGAGACGGCAGAGAGUGCUUCGACUCCCACACCUGCCGGUAGUGUGGUGAAGUCGUUGGCCUACCUGGAGGCCCUUCUUCCCUCACUCCAAGCCUCUGACACCGCCGAGAGUGUACUGGAGCGCGUACGACAGGACCCAAGUCAGGUACUGGCUGGAGGCACGCGUGCCGCCGCGCCUGCUGGAAGCGCUGACGGCCCAGCGAGCAACCGCCAGUACUAUUAUGUCAUCCAUGGGAGCUCAAGACCGCUGAAGGAAACGGUGACAAUGCUGCUCCAGCACUUCAGCCCUGCUGUGGCCCAGGGCGCCAGCACCAGUAAGCAAGCAGCGGCGACAGCGGCGGAGGAUGUGUUUUUCUGGUUGGACGUCCUUUCUCUUGACCACACAGGGGAGCUGCAGGGCGAGGAGGACACGAUAACUGAUGCGCUCAAGGGUGCCAAGGCCGUGCUUCUGGUGCUAGAUAAGUACUGCACCGUGCUGUCGGACAUGCGGUACCUGUUCCAGAUAUGGCUGGCGAUCAGGCUGGAUUGUGUACAGCGCCUGCGGGUGAUUUCGCGUGGCAGCGACUUUGUAGACCUGUGCAAGCACAUCGUUGCGGAACUCAAGCCGGAUUCCCCCAGCUGGAUUGCCCUUGGACGCAUCAUCAGCAGCUACGAUGCAGUCACUGGCGGACGUCCGGCUGCGGUGAAGAAAGCCUCAAGCGACCUACGUCACGCCCUAAUCACAGGCGUCAUGAAUAGUGCGAUCUUGGAGUUCCAGAGGGACGCAGGGCGGACGCAGUUCUACAGGUUCUACAUUGACUGCGCUGCAUGGCUGCUCACGAACGAGGGUUUUGGAAGGUUGCCACCGAAGGGUGAAGCGGAGGAGGUCACGACGCCCUCUCUUGUGGAACGUGACCACCUAGGGGCCGCGGCACAGCGCUGCGUCAAUGAUGAUGCGACACAACUGAAACUCAUGCAGCGUAUCUAUAGGGGCGUCACCGAAGAAGGGCUGGAAGAAACGUCGAAUAGCUUUGACAAGGGCUGGGUAUACAUGUACAAGCACAAGGAUUCGAAUGAAGGUUUGUACAAAAUUGGCAGGCACACGGGGACUUGUUCUGAGGAGCGCCUAAAGCAGUGGUGGAAGGACUGUGGUAUUCCAAUAGAGAAGGUUUACGAUAGGGUGGUCAAGUUUCCAAUAGCAGCUGAGGGGUUGAUCCAUGAGGAGCUGAAGGGUAGAGGAAAACACGCAAACAAAUUGCCCAAGUGUAGAGGGUGCGGCAAGGUACACACUGAGUGGUUCUCUGGAACAAAGGAGGAGUUGAUUGCUGUGAUCGACCACUGGGCCGACUACGUCAACAAGAAUGAGUGGCUGCUGAUAGAUGGCAGCAUAAAGAACUACGGCCGCCGUCAGUAGUAGUCAGUAGUACUCGCCGUACUAGCACUUCGAUUUUCCGAGCUUGGGCCGCUUGGUGCAUGCGGAUGCGUUACCUUCCACGGUUACCGUACAUGUGCUUAGGAAAACUGGCCGCGAGUCGGAACGUAUGUGUGCGAACGGUAGUGACCGCUCCUGUCAGGAAUGCUGGUAAUGGCCGUGCUUCCUUGCUUAGUGUGCGCAGGUUGGCGCGCAUGUCCGCAAGCGCGCUUGUCCUAUGUGGACCGCUUCAACCUAGUUGCCUCGUGUUUCCGCUGACUAUCAGAUGCGGUAGUUGAGCCUUAUCCGAAGAGGUGAAGCACGAUUCAUGUCGGGGCGCGAGCGUGCUGGGAUCUUUUGUUUCCGUGUUGUGCUGUUGCGUGCACCAGGUCCCAAUGCGUGUGAUGCUUGGGUAGUCUGUUAGGGCUGAACAAGCCAGGCGUGCUGCAGCAAAGCAACCGUAGGCAGGUUGCUUACACAUACACAGGUGAUUCAUGUUGAAGUUUAAGUGAAAGUUGCAUGGGUUGCUCAGUUGGAGGUGUGACCGACCUCAAGGUUAUUGUUAUCGCAUCCUGUAUGUCCCAUGGGUCACUCUCGAGGGUGGUUGUGUCAUCCGGGUCUGGAGUGCAUGAACUGUUGUACGCACACAAGCUAGUAGCUUCUCUCGCGCCAAUUGCGACUUUGACUCAUGCACGGGGUGAACUUUACGUAUUCAAUCGCAUAUGCGUUCCAUUGUAGCGUCAUUAUCGUACCAACCGUUUGCAAUGUACACUCGUGACCACCUGAGUCGCUAUGAGGGUGUGAUUGGUCCGCCCAUUGUUUAAUUUCCUGAACGGGCUUACGUUGUUGUUUGCGAUAGGCCCGUGGCGGCGGCCGUGAUAUGUCGUGAGCUCCAUACUACACUAGGUGAAGUGUACCGGUAAAAACUAAUUAGCUGUCGGAGUCCUCCGUCGACCUGCUUGAACGGACAAGGGAUUCAUCCCAACCUCUUUGGCCCGCGUGUUCUACUUGCAAUGUCUGUUAUGCGUGAUGCUGGUGUCUGGGUUGGCUCGCCCCGAUAAGGGGCGUAGUCUUAGCGUUCACUCAAAAACGUCCGGGCCGGGGCGUUAUGUCCUUUUUAUACCGUGUGCAUGUCCUAUGUUUUGUCCUUGUACAUUCUACAUGUACCUGCACCGAGGUCGCAGAUUCGGUCGGACUCCAAAGCAGCCUGCACCGCCACAUACUCGGCCAGCACUGUCUGCGUCUUUGUUUUCAUAGGGGGCGAGCCUCGGUGUCUGCGAAGCUGACGGGUUUCUUACAUGCCUUGUACGUUGCUUUUAAGGCUUCCAAUAGGAGUGAAUGCCCCAUUGCAAAGGGCUACCAAUUGUCCUUUCCGGAGGUAGUCUACUCUCAAGGGGCAGCCAGAAGAUGGUUUCCGGGGUAUGUUUUAGACAAAGCAUUUUGCAAAUAGGGCGUCAGUGGGCCCCCACAAAGCCUGGUGCCGUGUACGGCAGGCGGGUUCCAGACAUAUGUGCAUGCGGCUGGUAGGCGGGCCCUCGUGCUCGGCAUGCGCAGGAUCAGGUGCAUGUAAUUUACCUUGGUCAACGGUGGAGUAUUAACAUGUAAAAAUUAUGCACGGUUGUUGAUUAAUGCGUACGGGGCAAUGCAUGGGGCCCACCACCCCACCAGUACGUCACAUGGUAGGCAUGGCUGGUCGGCAUGGCUGCAUGCCGUACAUGCGGCAAAGCACAGCACGACAACAACCGCCACCCCCGAGAUAGAGGCCCUCGGGCGACACGGAUCCGGAUAAGCUUGGC